GUCACUAUGGGGGCUACUUUUAUGUGAAUGCAAGAAGAAAAUGACUCCUCAGAGAAGGCGUGUGAUCACUACCGACUGCCCUUCAAAAACGACUGUGAGGAGCUUCUGGGCCGCUUUCAGCAAACAGAGUCGGUUCGAUAUGAAGAAUUUUCUGCUAUCUGGAGAGAAAUGAACUUCUCAAGUGUGUUUUUUGGAAACCAAACAGACCAUGAGAAGAGAUCCUUCACUCGCCUUACUUUUACAACAGUCUACAAUUACUUUCUACCACCGUACAGCUUUCAAAUUCGAGUGGGGGCCCUGUAUAUGAUCUAUGGUCUUUACAACACACAACUUGUUUGGCCUAAAGAAAAGAUCAGGGUUGCUCUUAAGGAUUGGUAUGAAGUGCAGAAGCUUAUCUUGGAGGCAAAAAGUUGCCAGCAUCUGGAUGUUGUUUACAUCUUUAGGAGACUUUUGUCUGAUAAAGUCUUUACUUUCACUGCCAUGCCCAAGCAGCUAACAUUUGAAGCGAGUCAGCGGAUUCAGCAUGAUGUAAAUGAAGAGUUUCGGGCCCGUAGUGACAGAGUGGCCGAACUUGCUUCCUUUGAAAUGCUGGAAGAGGUUGCAAAUGUGCACAAUCACUAUGAGAGAAUGAAGGCAUCAUCAGUGCCCACAUCAGUUGGGGUGACUCUGCUUAACCUGACGGGUUUACUUAAGAAAUGCACUCUUGAGUACCAGCAUUGGCAGCACAAAAACACGGCUGCAAAAGAUAAAGACUCUAAAAAGACUGAAACCACUCAGAAGUCAGAGUCCAGUGACAGAGCAGAUCUGCUUGCUGCCAUCAAGUCCAAAUCAUAUGGUCAUCUGUCAAAGGAAUCUAAAUCUAGGCACCACAGACAGAAAAAGAUGCUCGUGUCGGGAUCUGUAACUGAUCAAACCCUGUUUGAAUGCAAGAAACCUACCUCCCUCAGGGCCAGAACCUACCAAAACCUUGGCAAAUCAGGGGAGGCACAACCGAUGAAGGUAUGGCUUCUGACUAUGAUGGAGGAAGACAAGAAUGCAUUGAAACGAAAAGACCAGAGAAGAUUCAAGUGGUGAAAUGACUGCAUAGCAGUGGACAAAGAGAACAUUUUAUUAUGCCGUGUCAUUAAAACGGCGAGUUUUCUGUCUUGGCUACUGUACAUAAAAUUGAGAAAUUAAGCUUUGCGUUGUGUAGUCCACAGACAGUGUUGUUUUAUUUCAUACUGUGUUCUCAAACAUUAUAGAAUGUUAUUUAGGUCUUGUGUGAUGUUUUGGUUUGGACAAAAAUAAAUGUAUAUAAUAAUGUAUUAUCUUGCCUUGGAGUGCAUUUCUGAUUUGGCAUUUGUACACAAUUCUCUCUUUUUCUUUUUUUCUGCAUUGUCUUCUAUCUAGGUUUUGAAACCCGCUUUAUGACUUUCAAUGUGCUGUUUUGGGCCUGUGCCAAAUAUUCAUAAACAGCCUUGCAACCUUCAAUCAUCUUGUGAUUACAACAAGAAAGCAUCCAAAUAACCAGAGAAUCAAAUAGAUGGUAAGAGUAUUAAAUGCCACGUGGGCUCCGUGCCCAUGAAGAGUUCAUAUGCAACAUCUGA
Messenger RNA from Myxocyprinus asiaticus (Chinese sucker), 1586 nucleotides. It is a transcript of the gene snapc1a, whose product is annotated as small nuclear RNA activating complex, polypeptide 1a. The record is from RefSeq and is a predicted model, not a curated record. NCBI's taxonomy places the organism in Eukaryota, Metazoa, Chordata, Actinopteri, Cypriniformes, Catostomidae. The transcript is spliced from 11 exons. Gene Ontology annotation, biological process: snRNA transcription by RNA polymerase III; snRNA transcription by RNA polymerase II. Gene Ontology annotation, molecular function: sequence-specific DNA binding. Gene Ontology annotation, cellular component: snRNA-activating protein complex. Bases 28 to 1074 code for a protein of 348 amino acids.